AUGCCUUCGCAUCUAAAUGAGGAGGAGGACAAGCCCUGCAGAGCUUGUUCGGACUUCAAGACUUGGGCAAAAAAACAAAACAAAUCCAAACCGCAAGACGUGAAACCACCGCCUGUAACAGAAAAAAAGGAAUGUCCCUUAGACAAGGAUGAAUUGGGUCGACAUACUUGGGGCUUCCUUCACUCUAUGGCGUCAUAUUUUCCAGAAAAACCAACUCAUACACAAUCUAAUGAUAUGAGCAAGUUUUUUAAUAUAUUUGCUCAAUUUUACCCAUGUGAACCGUGUGCACUGGAUUUUAAAGAAGAUAUAGCAAAACAUCCACCAAAAACAAAAUCUAGGAAGGACCUUGUUAAGUGGCUUUGUGAGCGACACAACACGGUCAAUAUAAAACUAGGAAAGCCCGUGUUUGACUGCAGCAAAGCUAACGAGAGGUGGAAGGAUGGCUGGUUAGAUGGUUCCUGCGAUUAA
Messenger RNA from Danaus chrysippus (African queen), 468 nucleotides. NCBI's taxonomy places the organism in Eukaryota, Metazoa, Arthropoda, Insecta, Lepidoptera, Nymphalidae. The record is from the annotation of a GenBank genome assembly.